AUGUAUAUCAAACAAAUUAUCAUCCAGGGCUUUAAAAGCUACAAGGACCAAACAGUUAUCGAGCCCUUUUCUUCAAAGACCAACGUCAUUGUCGGUCGUAAUGGAUCGGGCAAAAGCAACUUUUUUGCAGCUAUCCGGUUUGUUCUCAGCGAUGCAUACACCCAGAUGAGUCGCGAAGAGAGACAGGGUCUUCUCCAUGAAGGUUCAGGCUCCGCCGUCAUGUCAGCGUACGUGGAGAUCAUAUUCGACAACAGCGAUGACCGAUUCCCGACUGGAAACAAGGAGGUCAUCUUGCGCCGCACGAUCGGUCUGAAAAAAGACGAAUACUCGGUGGACCGCAAGGUGGUCACAAAGGUUGAUGUCAUGAAUCUUCUUGAGGCUGCUGGAUUCUCUCGAUCAAAUCCGUACUACAUCGUGCCACAGGGACGAGUUACCGCCCUGACGAAUAUGAAAGAAUCCGACAGGCUCAAUUUGUUGAAGGAGGUAGCCGGAACACAAGUGUACGAGACACGCCGUGCAGAGUCACUGAAAAUUAUGAACGAGACAAACAACAAGAGAGAAAAGAUUGACGAGCUUUUGGUUUACAUCAAAGAAAGACUGAAUGAGCUUGAAGAAGAAAAGGAAGAGCUUAGAGGCUUCCAGGACAAGGACAGAGAGAGACGAUGCCUCGAAUACGCAUACUACCACAACAUACAGCUCAAUGUCCAAUCGGCUCUCGAGGAGCUCGAUAAUGCUCGACAAGAUGGCAUUGACAGCUCCGACACUAACAGAGCAGAGUUCUCACAGGGAGAAAAGGCCAUAUCAAGGCUUGACUCGGAAAUCCACAAGUUACAGAGGGAGAUGGAGCUUCUACAGAUCGACCGCCGACAGCUAGAGGAAGAUAGACGCGACAGUGCCAAGACCAUGGCUAAAGCUGAAAUGAAGGCCAAGAACUUGAAAGAAGGCCAAUCUGCUCAGGAACAAGUCCGAGCUCAACAUGCAGCUGAUCUUGAGUCCGUGCAGAACGAGAUAGCAUCAAAAGAGCAGCAGCUUUCCACCAUUUUGCCAGCAUACAACGAGAAAAAGCAAGAAGAGGACAAUGUCAGGCGACAGCUCGACCAUAGCGAAUCCACACGCAACCGUUUGUUCGCCAAGCAGAGUCGUGGUUCCCAGUUCAGAAACAAGUCCGAGCGCGAUGCAUGGCUCAAGAAAGAAAUUCAAGAACUUGAACUCAAUAUCAGCACACAAAAGGCCAACAAGAUCGACGCAGACGAGGAAGUUCAAAGAGUCCACGAAUCAAUUAUUCAAGCAGAGCAAGAGGUUGCUGAGCUGCGAAACCGUCUCGCCAACUUCAGUGCUGAGAGAGGAGCCCUUGAGGAGGAGGCUACGAAGGCGGGCGACGUUAUUGACAAGCUCAACGACGAACGAAAACUUGUCAGACGUGAAGACGACAAACUCAACUCAGUUAUAGCUAAUGCUCGUCAAGAAAAAGAGGCUGCUGAACGCGAAUUAUCGCAUACUAUGGAUGGAGCAACUGCCCGCGGUUUAGCAACAAUCCGACGACUGAAGCAUGAGCGCGAUAUUCCGGGAGCAUAUGGGACACUAGCUGAACUGCUUGAAGUUGGUGACGCCUACAGGCUUCCCGUAGAGCAGAUUGCCGGCGCAAGUCUCUUCCAUUAUGUCGUUGACAACGCAGAUACAGCCACAUACCUUGCAGACACUCUGUACAGACUACAGGGAGGUCGAGUUACGUUUAUGCCUCUUGCUCAACUGCGACCCAAGCCGAUCAACCUCCCUAGGUCUAAUGAUGCAGUACCCCUUCUUAGCAAGAUCUCAUACGACCAACAGUACGAGAGGGCUUUCCAACAAGUAUUCGGCAAGGUUGUUGUCUGCCCCAACUUGACCGUAGCAGGUCAAUACGCACGAAGCCACGGCGUAGACGGUAUCACUGCUGAAGGUGACACAACCAACAAGAGGGGUGCUAUGACUGGUGGAUACAUCGAUCCUCGCAAGUCUCGUUUGCAAGCUGUCCAGGCCGUGAACAAGUGGCGGGGCGAAUACGAGAGAUUGCUGGCACAGUCCCGGGACAUCCGACAACAGAUAGAGCUGAAGGAUCAAGAGAUCACAGCAGCCAUGUCAGAACUCCAAAAGGCUAGGGAGAGACUACGACAAGCUGUUGAUGGUUUCGAGCCACUCAGACAUGAGUUGAUGAACAAGUCGACACAUCUGGAGAACGAGCGAAGCCACCUCGACGCAGCUGUCAAACGCCGAGAUGCAGUUGAGAGUAAUAUGAACAGUUUCUUGGAAGACCUUGCUGGCCACGAGACGGAGCUCAAGUCAGAUUUUAAGAAGAAUCUGACCUCGGCAGAAGAGCGCCAGCUGGAGGAACUUGGCAACAGCAUUCAAGAAUUCCAGAAGCAAUGGAAUGAGCUCAGCAAGGCCCGACGUGAUCUGGGACGGCAGAAGCAGCUCCUUGAGGUUGACCUUCGCCAAAAUCUGCAAAUGAAGCUUGACCAGCUCAACAGCCAGGCCUUUGAAAACUCAACCUCUGGGUCUUCAGCUGGUGGAUUGAAGGAGGCUCAAAGGGAACUGAAGAAGGCACAAAAAGCACAGAAAAACGUGGAGGCAAGACUUCAAGAAGUAGAAGCCAAGCUGGACGAUUCGCAAGCCCGAUUAGAGCAACUCGAGAACGAUAGAGCUCAGCGAGAGCAAGCUCAACAAGAGAUAUCCGCAAGGAUCGAGAAGCAGCAGAAGAGAAUGGACAAGAGUCUUCGAAGGAAAGCCGUCUUGACAACGCAAGCCUCGGAGUGUGCCCAGACCAUUCGUGAUCUGGGUGUGCUCCCCGAAGAAGCCUUUGAUAAGUACGAGAAUAUGGACCCCAAGACCGUGUCCUCCAAGAUCAAGCGGGUAAACGAUGCACUGAAGAAGUACAAGCACGUCAACAAGAAGGCCUUCGAGCAGUACAACAACUUUACGACACAACAAGACCAGCUUAUGAAGCGACGUAAAGAGUUGGACGAGUCUCAAGAGUCCAUCGAGGAACUCGUUGAGCAUCUCGACAGAAGAAAGGAUGAGGCCAUUGAGCGAACAUUUAAGCAAGUGUCAAGAGAGUUCACAACCAUUUUUGGCAAGCUUGUGCCUGCUGGUCACGGUCGUCUGCUGAUCCAGCGACGGGCAGACCGCCGUCAAGAACCCGCUGACGAAUCUGAUGGAGAAGCUCGAGGUGCUGUUGAAAACUACACAGGUGUCGGAAUCAGUGUGUCAUUCAACUCCAAGCACCUUGACGAGCAACAGAAGAUUCAACAACUCAGUGGUGGUCAGAAGAGUUUGUGUGCUCUGUGCCUCAUUUUCGCUCUCCAGGCAACUGAGAGCAGUCCUAUGGUCAUUUUCGACGAGGUCGACGCUAAUCUGGACGCCCAAUACCGAACAGCAGUUGCAGCCCUGCUUGACUCCAUCUCCAACGAGAUUGGUACGCAAUUCAUCUGCACCACUUUCCGACCUGAGAUUGUGCAUGUCGCAGACAGAUGUUAUGGUGUGACGUUCCGCAACAAGACCAGUUCAAUCGACUGCGUCAGCACCGAGCAAGCCCUUGACUUUGUUGAGGGUCAAGCAAAGCCUACUUAG
Fusarium venenatum is the source of this 3603-nucleotide messenger RNA. RefSeq names its product RecF/RecN/SMC. Lineage: Eukaryota; Fungi; Ascomycota; Sordariomycetes; Hypocreales; Nectriaceae. Gene Ontology annotation, cellular component: mitotic cohesin complex; chromosome. Gene Ontology annotation, biological process: mitotic sister chromatid cohesion. Gene Ontology annotation, molecular function: ATP hydrolysis activity; double-stranded DNA binding; cohesin loader activity. The record is from RefSeq and is a predicted model, not a curated record.